AUGUCUGAGCCAUUUACUGGCCGCCAUAGUGAUAGUGAAAUCUUUGACCAAGAUAACAAUCUUGAUAUGGGCUGCAAUGCUGUGAGAGGUUCAGGCCAUCGUGACAUUGAAACUUCUGGCACAGUCACUGACAAUACUGAGUUGUCCAAAUUUCCCCAGGCCAACCUUCCCCUGCACUCUUAUGUGACUAUCUUGUCAAACAACGCAAUCCAGACUUGUCAUAAUUCCAUGCAACAGCAACUUAACAAGUCAACUGUACCAAAUGGAGUUGUGUAUGAUGUGGGUGGACUCUCCACAUUGGAGUCAGAUGCCAAUCAUGUGACUAUGAUGUGGGUUAACUCCUGCUUGGGAACUCUCUUUGUUGUGGUAAACGGCAUGAUGGUCAUCCCAGAUGGGGUUGAUGAAAUGGUCAAUGGGGUGGAAUCAACACCUAUUGCUAGUAGUUGUACAGAAGAUGAGUGGUACCACAUCUUGCAAGCUGUUGUCACAGCUGCCAGUGUGGCUUCCUGA
Molecule: messenger RNA, 510 nt
Organism: Suillus subaureus
Lineage: Eukaryota; Fungi; Basidiomycota; Agaricomycetes; Boletales; Suillaceae
Exons: 2
Coding region: 1-510 (169 amino acids)
Source: RefSeq, a predicted model, not a curated record